Mycena citricolor is the source of this 3278-nucleotide messenger RNA. The record is from the annotation of a GenBank genome assembly. Lineage: Eukaryota; Fungi; Basidiomycota; Agaricomycetes; Agaricales; Mycenaceae.
AUGGCCAUCCCGGCGCCUUCAUUCAGUAUGUUUCCUGCGCCGCCCUUUGGACUACAGCGUCCGGGCGCCGGUGCCGUAACGCCCUACGACGACCAAGACCACCACCAUCAAACGAUCUCUGCAUUGUAUGGAAACAUCGGAGGCAAUAUCCCAUAUUUCGCCGGCACCGGCUCGGGCUACUCGCCGCCGCAGCACCAGGAUCAGCAUCGACUUCAUCUGCACUCCCACUCCCACUCCCAUCCGUAUUCACCGCUCCACGAGCAGCAGCAGCAGCAGGACCACUCAUACGGACUUCACGCUGGGUCGAUAUCGCCCCACGAACAGCCUCUGCCCGAGGUCAGCUACAUCCCCCUCUUCGACAAGCCGGGUCGAUCCGCCACCAUGGACAGCAGCGAGCCGUCCGAGCGGGACGGCGUGGCGGAGGACGUCUCGAGUGUAGAUGCGAUGGCGGUCGACGGGGCCGGCGCGCCCCCGGACACAGCGAAGCCCAAGGCCAAGCGCCAAGCGAAGGGCAAGGGCAAGACGAAGGCGGUCGAGAAGGAGGCGAAGGAGGCUGAGAUGGACGAGCUGGGCGACGACUCCACCGGCACCGCGGACGAAAGUGCGUCCCCAUCGGGGAAGAAGGGGAAGACGACGGCGACGGGCAAGCCAUCGCGGCGGACAACGACCUCUGCGGUCAUCGCGUGCCAGCAAUGUCGAUUGCGGAAGAUCCGAUGCGACUCUGGGCGCCCACAUUGUUCGAACUGUGGACGACGCUCGGACAAAUGCAUCUAUGAUUCUGCGCCCAAACGCCGUGGCCCCGACAAGAAUCCGGGCACACGCCAGCGCCGAUGCAAGAAACGCCCGGGCGAUGAGAGUGACGAUCCCCCGGCGAAGAAGAAGCUCAAGAUCGAUGUGUCGGCUGCGAGCCCAACGAGCACGGGACCGAUCUCUGCCUCAUCCACACCCGCUAUCACCCUUCCCUCUCCGGUCCCGGUGCCGAUCGUUCCAUCAGCAGCAGCAGCAGCAGGCCCUGUCCCAGCAGGAUCAUCCCCGGACAAGUCACACGGAUUGGAAGCGGGUGCCGAUGUCAAGAAGAGGAAGAGAUCCACGCUCAGCUUGGAGACAGAAAAGCGAAAGUCUCCCGGUCGUGUUAUUAGUACUGGGCCACCAGAGCGGUUGUACACACCCAUCUCUGCCCCGUCUCUGCCAACGUACAUCCGCCCCAGCCACGCUGCCCCGCCUCUGCACAUCUCCACCGACGAGGCCCUCAUCCGGCGCGCGUCGCAGCAGCCACACUCGGCACCGCCGCACCCGUCCGACCGGUACAUCCCGACGCCAUCAUCUGCCAAUCCCGUCUACGGCUACGCGCAGCAGCAUCAUCUCCCGUACUCCUUCCCGCGCCCGUCGCCGUUCGAGCUGGGCGCGCUGGGGGGCGAGCACUACCAUCCCAAGUUCCCACCGGUCUCGGCCGCCGCGCUGGCGUCCCAAGAGGGCUGGUGGGACUCCUUUCUUCGGACAUACACGCUUCGAGAUAUCGCGCGAGAUUUGGGAGACCUUUACACCGAGAGCCACAUCGCGCUGUCGUUCGUCAACCUUCGGGAGCUGAUUGAGCGACUCUGGAACCGCCACUUGACAUUCCAGCCGGCAUUCGUGCUCGCCUCGCUCGCACUGGCGUGGCUCAUCCGGUCCAGCGAGUCCGACCGAGGUGCCGCCGGCAGAGAACGCGCUGCUUAUUUCCGCCGGCUCGCACAGGAGAAGCUCGAGCAGGCGUGGCGCGAGCGCAUCUGGUUGGACGCGAGUCUCGCGAUGGCUGCCUUGAUCCUCGCCCAAUACGAAGCCUCUGCUCAUCCAGAAUACAAUCCCAUCCGCGUCGUGCGGGCGCUUACGUUCCUCGAUGAGAUCAUCACCGGCCUCGGGCUGUCCACUUUCGACAGCGCGCGACCGGAGGUGUGUCGCUACCCGGCGCAUGCGACGCCGACGGUGCAUGUCGAGGGCAUGGAGGCCCCGCAGUGCAGUUGCAUUCCCCUCGGCUCACCGCCGCCGGAUCUCGACACCGUGGGGCAGAGUGCGCUGCAGUGGGAGCCGUCCUGGACGCAAUCGGAGAUCCAGGACGAGGAGUGCCGCCGAGUCGUGUGGGCUGCUUUGACCCUGACCACGAGUUUCCGAAUGGAAUGCCUGGCCUUGACGAGACACGACGAGGGCCUCAUGCUCAGUCUCUGCGAUCCAUCAAAUUACCAAGUCCUGUUCCCGAACGAGAUAUACGAUCGAAAUCGCGGGACGGGAACGCAUCCCCGAAACGCCAUUUGGGCACUGUACUGUCGCAGUAUGUUGCUGUGCAACUUCACGUCCAAUGUCGUCGCCAAGGACGCCGAAACACGUGACCAGCGCGAGCUGCAAGCGGAGGCGCUUCAAGAAUCGUGGAGUGAGGCGCAGGCCAUCGAAGACUCCCUGGACGCGCAUGUGUGCAACUUGAAUACGGCCGUGUCGUAUUUAUGUCGGGAAAACAUCGCCAAUUCCCGGUUGUGUAUUCAGAAGGGGCUACGCGGCUUGCAGGGACUGGCUUCUCCCCGCGCCAGCCCACUGAUGAACCGCCGGCAAGCCGAAGAGUGGAUUUACUAUCAACUUGAGCUGAUCAAACGAGUAACGCUGUCGAUUCAGUUUGACCAGCGUGGGACAACGCCGACUAACCGCCCUUUCGCGCUGACUUGGUUCUACCAUCAGCUUUCCAUAUGCCUGCUUCUGUGGGAACACGAUAACGGGCUGAUCACGGCGCUGAACCUCGCGAAGGCCUUCCUCGUGCCGCUGGACGUCAUGAACGCGCUGUGGCCGUGCGAAUGUGUAUAUCCACUCCCAGUGCUCUGCGCUGCGCAAACAGCUCACGCUGUAUUGCAUGCAGGCCAAUUUAGAACCACCCCCAGCCGAGCUGGGAUCCUCCACCGCCGUCUAGAAGGCGAGGCGCUCCCUGUAUCUGCUGCGUUGUAUCCUUCCAUCCAUACCCUCUCUCUCAUCUCAUCAUCCCCCAUCCCACUCCUUUCGUCUCUGAUCUCCCUCUUCGACGUUUUCUAUGCGUCACUGACGUGCGGUUUCCGUCGUCUUCAGCUUCACAUUACAUUCCUCGACGCUCUGGGAGGCUCGGAAAAGUCUGAUGAUGACUGGAAGGCACCCGAACUGACGAGAUGACGUCUUGGGGCGAUCUUGAGGAAUCUCCUGCUUUGCAAGAUAUCCAGUUGCCCAAUGUCAUCGUGGCCAAGCGCGAAGCAGUUGGUCGGAAUGUGUUAGCAUACGAUGAAAUACAC